UUUCAGGGCUGGUUAAAAACUUACGGCUACUUACUUCCAUCUGACAGCCAAAUGUCAGCCUUGCAGUCGGGCAAAGCUGUGCAGUCUGCAGUUGCCACUAUGCAACAGUUUUAUGGGAUCCCAGUAACAGGAGUUUUGGACCAGACAACUAUUGAGUGGAUGAAGAAGCCUCGAUGUGGAGUUCCAGACCAUCCCCACCUCCGCCGCAGCCGGAGGAAAAAGCGGUAUGCACUAACUGGACAAAAGUGGAGGCAGAAGCAUAUAACCUACAGUGUACACAACUAUACCCCCAAAGUUGGAGAGAUCGAUACAAGGAGAGCCAUUCGUCAGGCAUUUGAUGUUUGGCAGAGAGUGACGCCACUUACCUUUGAAGAGGUCCCUUACCAUGAAAUUAAAAAUGACAGAAAGGAGGCAGAUAUUAUGAUAUUUUUUGCUUCUGGUUUCCAUGGAGACAGUUCUCCAUUUGAUGGAGAAGGUGGAUUCCUAGCUCAUGCUUACUUUCCUGGACCAGGAAUAGGAGGAGAUACUCACUUCGAUUCGGAUGAGCCGUGGACCCUGGGCAAUUCUAAUCAUGAUGGGAAUGAUCUCUUUCUGGUUGCAGUUCAUGAGCUGGGACACGCGCUGGGUCUGGAACACUCCAAUGAUCCCAGUGCUAUCAUGGCUCCUUUCUACCAGUAUAUGGAAACACACAACUUCAAACUGCCCCAGGAUGACCUCCAAGGAAUUCAGAAAAUCUAUGGUCCUCCUGUUGAGCCCCUGGAGCCAACCAGGCCUUUACCAACUCUUCCUGUUCGCAGAAUUCACUCCACUUCGGAAAGGAAACACGAGAGACAGCCAAGACCUCCUAGUCCUCCUCUGGGUGAUAGGCCAUCUCCUCCUGGCUCGAAACCAAACAUCUGUGAUGGCAACUUUAACACCGUGGCUCUCUUUAGAGGAGAAAUGUUUGUUUUCAAGGAUCGCUGGUUCUGGCGGCUGCGCAACAACCGGGUGCAGGAGGGUUAUCCCAUGCAGAUCGAGCAGUUCUGGAAGGGCCUCCCCGCAAAGAUUGAUGCAGCCUAUGAGCGCUCUGAUGGCAAAUUCGUGUUCUUCAAAGGAGAUAAAUACUGGGUCUUUAAAGAAGUGACAGCAGAGCCGGGCUACCCGCACAGUCUGGUGGAGCUGGGGAGCUGCCUGCCCCGGGAGGGCAUCGACACGGCCCUGCGCUGGGAGCCCGUCGGCAAAACCUACUUCUUCAAAGGAGACAGGUACUGGAGGUACAACGAGGACAAGAGAGCAACGGACCCAGGAUACCCAAAGCCCAUCACUGUGUGGAGAGGAAUCCCUCAGGCUCCACAGGGAGCUUUUAUCAGCAAAGAAGGCUUUUAUACCUACUUCUACAAAGGGAAGGAGUACUGGAAGUUCGAUAACCAGCAGCUGACUGUGGAACCAGGCUACCCCAGGUCAAUCCUCAAAGACUGGAUGGGCUGUAACCAGAAGGAUGUUGAACGAAGCAAAGACAGACGCCUCCCCCACGAUGACGUGGACAUUAUGGUGACAAUAAACGAUGUGCCUAGCACUGUAAAUGCAAUCGCAGUCGUGAUCCCUUGCAUUUUGUCUCUGUGUAUCCUUGUCUUGGUAUACACGAUCUUCCAGUUUAAAAACAAAGAGGUGCAGCAAAAUGUUGUGUAUUACAAAAGACCUGUCCAGGAAUGGGUAUGACACAGCCUGCUGCACGUUUCAGCUCAUGGAACUGAUGAGGACUAUGGACAAAAAAAGAAAAAAAAAAGAAAAA
Nestor notabilis (Kea) is the source of this 1771-nucleotide messenger RNA. It is a transcript of the gene MMP24, whose product is annotated as matrix metallopeptidase 24 (membrane-inserted). The record is from RefSeq and is a predicted model, not a curated record. Gene Ontology annotation, molecular function: zinc ion binding; metalloendopeptidase activity. Bases 52 to 1698 code for a protein of 548 amino acids. Gene Ontology annotation, cellular component: extracellular matrix. NCBI's taxonomy places the organism in Eukaryota, Metazoa, Chordata, Aves, Psittaciformes, Psittacidae. The transcript is spliced from 8 exons. Gene Ontology annotation, biological process: collagen catabolic process; extracellular matrix organization; proteolysis.